UUUGAUUGUCAUUCCAUUACUUUUAAACUUUACUCUGUUCUUCGACUCCUUUAGAUCUGACCCAUCUUCCCAAAUCUGCCUCUCUCUGGUAAUUCUCUUCCGAUUUUGCUGGUUGGUAUUAUCAGUUGUGGAUGUGUUACCCUUACGUAUUGGGAGAAUAAUAUGCUUUGGUUGAGCCUAUCAAUUGAUGUGUUUCGUAAAGUUGUGCAUUUGAACCUCUAUUGCAGGGUUAUUUUGUAAAUCACUUUUUGUAUAGAUAACACUGAAUUAUUCCUCCCUGAGUUCCUUCUUUCAAUCAGCCAUGGGUUCCAAUCACUUCUUUAUCAUUUCCUGUGAUAUCUACAUUAGCUGAAAAGCUUCCUGUCCCUAAUCACUAUUUUUCUGCCCCUUUGUCAAGGAAUCUAGAUACCUCAGAGAAUUUCUCGUUUAUUUUUAUAACCUUUGUUCUCCAGUUAAAUAGUUCUUUCUGCAGGGAAUAUUCUCCUAUUAUCUCCCCUUUCUCUGUUAUUGGUAUUUCUCUCGUGCCUUCUGGUAUAGAAGAAUAGUUGUUCGUUUAAGGUUCAGAAGUAGUUAUGGUGUGCCAAGCUGCAACCCAGACAAGAUUUCGGGCAUUAAAACACGAGAAUGGAAUUGCAGGAAAACCAACAAUUAUAGUUAGAGUGAUUGCAUGCUUUCAACCUUUGCAGAAUUGUCAGGCCAAGUAUUUUCGACAGUUGCUUAAGCCAGUCACGUAGAUUGAAUAUGAUUUAUUUCUCUUAAGCUGUACUCCGCGAACUUCUUUUUGUCUUUGUUCCUGAAAGCAUUUAGCAGAUAAUUCCCAUAGUAGACCAGUGCACAAAAUUUUGAGGUGGUUGUUUUCCUGAAUGGUUGGGACUGAUAAUUCUCGCCUUGAUUUUGAGCAUUUUGCUUGGCAACUGCACAAUUAUAAUUCCAUGAAUGCAUCAAUAGAGACCAAGCAACAGGAAAGCUGCCAAACGAGUAUCAACCAUGAAAAUUGCAUAUUUUCCAAAUGUAUGGGAAGGAUGCAACGGUUUGCAAUUCCACCAUUACCCAGUUUUGAAGUGGAACAGCUAAAUGUCAUUCAGGGAUCACGUCAUUGCUUAUCCCCUCAUUUCCAGAACUCACGUGGUACUUUCAUAUCUUAUCAGAAUGAAAAGGAAUCUAUGCAUUAUGCUCAUGCUGGACCUAGUGGGAUGCCUGUGUCAAAAUCAAAUAAUGGGUCCUAUCCAAAAGGAUUUCUUAUCUUUGAUCAAUCUGGAAACCAAAAGAGAUUGAUGUAUGCUCCUAUGUGUCCUGUUUAUUUUCCCUCAAUUGUUACUGAAAAUAAGUGUUGUGGUUGGCUUGAAGAAAAAGGGGCAGUUAGAGACAUUAAUUCGGUCAAGUAUUCUCCAAAUACUCUGUCCAAUGAGAAUUAUGUAGCUGAUGGAGAGAGUAGUGAAAUGCAUGAAAACACGGAAGAAAUAGAUGCAUUGCUUUACUCAGACUACGAUGGCACUGGUUGUAGUAGUGAUGAUGAAGUGACCAGCACAGGACAUUCUCCAGAGAUGAUCAAUGAGCAUUGUGAGAAGGAAGAACAAUGUCAAGAAACUACUACAGAAGUUGCUAGUUCUGAUGUCCCAAGGAAAAGGCAGAGACUGCAUGAUGGGGGAUACAUAAAAUCACUACCAAUUGCUACCGGUUCUUGUGCAAGAGUUGAAUCACAGAACUAUGCCAAUGAUGCGGAAUCAAGCUGUGGCAUGGUCCAUAAGGAAGAGGCUGGAGCAGAUAUUGAUUUUUGCUAUUGUUCUUGCAAAAAAGAUAGGAUUGAGGAGACGUUGAGAGUACUUGAGAGUUUAGUUCCUGGUGCAAAGGGUAAGGACCCAUUGUUGGUUAUUGAUGAAGCUAUCAAUUACUUUGAAGUCCUUAAAACACGAAGCUUACUGCUUUAGGUGUGAGCUGCUAUUAAAUCGCAUGCCCCCUAUAUAGAUAUUGGUUAAUUGGUUAAAAUUAGGGCAUCGUGGUGUGGUAACUUUGAAUUUUGAUGGAUGCAAGAUCAGUUUGUUUGCUAAGUCCGAGCCACUUCCUUUCUCUUACAAGGAAAAUGUGAUGACUAUGAGUUAUCAAACGGAGGUUCAACAUCGUGAUAACAUUGAACCUAGCUAGAAAAUGGGUGAAUAAGUACUAUUUUUAUUCGUUGACUAGACAUGAUUAUGUUUGAUGCUUUUAAGGGACUAAAGAUCAGCAGAGGAAAGCCACAAAGAUUUGAACGCAUGGGAUGUGAUAGUGGUGGGUUAUGCUGAGAAGUUAAAGACCCCACUUUUUCCAGCAAUUUGAAGAAUCCCCCAAGGAUUUGGUGCAUGCGCGUUAGGUAACCAAGGUCCCACUUUCCACAUUCUUUUUCCUUUCCUUUUUCUCUUUCUGUAUUACAAUGCCCUUACCCCCUCACUUUGGAGGUUAUACCAUAAAAGUAGAGCUUCUCCCUUGUGAUAUUAGGUAGAUGUUGCGCGGUAAAACUUUUGUGGGGAGUCUUGAUUAUGAGAGGUGUAGGAAACUUUUGACUGAGCUCAGCUUUGGAGAUGGAUUUCACUUUUUGCUACUAGGCUUUGUGUGGAUGUAAUAACUGAGUUGUGAAUGCUUUUCUUCAGUCUUUUUUAUGUUAUGUACUGCUUUCUUUUAUGUGUGUACUUGACCUAAGGCUUGAGAAUACUGGCCGUACAAUUAUAUAUAUGGUUGAUGAAGUAUAUAAUGCAAGUUUGUUAACAAAAA
This is a messenger RNA of Cucumis sativus (cucumber), 2745 nucleotides long. Its product is annotated as transcription factor bHLH143-like. NCBI's taxonomy places the organism in Eukaryota, Viridiplantae, Streptophyta, Magnoliopsida, Cucurbitales, Cucurbitaceae. The record is from RefSeq and is a predicted model, not a curated record. The transcript is spliced from 4 exons. Bases 864 to 1928 code for a protein of 354 amino acids.